AUGGGUCAGGAGACUGCAGUGACUGGGAAUAAAAAUGUUGAAGUUUCCCUGUACAAGAAAUUCCCCAAUAUCUCUGGCCUGGCUGGGGGCUCCCUGCUUUCUCCAACAGCUCCCGACUCCCUGCACACAGCUACCAUUCCUACCCGCCGUCGACACCGCACUACCUUCAGCCAGGACCAGCUAGACCAUCUGGAGACAGCAUUUACAAAAAAUCACUACCCUGAUAUUUAUUGCCGAGAGGAACUGGCCAGGGCCACCAAACUCAACGAAGCUCGCAUCCAGGUGUGGUUCCAGAACCGGCGGGCAAAGCAGCGAAAGCAAGAACGGGCCCUGCCAAAGCCAGGCACGCCUGCCAUUCUCUCUAUCUGCCCCAUCCCUGCACCCCCUCCUCGACAGUACCAAUAUUCCCCCACACUUGGGCCACAUCCUCACUUACCCCGCUUCCCUUCCACCUACACUCUACCACCCCCCUCUCCCUCUGCUACUUCUGCCCCUUUUCCUUGUCCUGUCCCCCAUCAUCCUCAAAGCUCUCGUGGUCACGAAGACUGGUAUAGCUCACUGCGCGCCAUGGGCUCUGCAGCUACCCCAUCCAGUUCUGUGAUCUCUCUUAAUCUUGAUCCUGGUGCUCACUGGAAUUAA
Molecule: messenger RNA, 639 nt
Organism: Python bivittatus (Burmese python)
Lineage: Eukaryota; Metazoa; Chordata; Lepidosauria; Squamata; Pythonidae
Product: homeobox protein prophet of Pit-1-like
Biological process (GO): pituitary gland development; regulation of DNA-templated transcription
Molecular function (GO): DNA-binding transcription factor activity, RNA polymerase II-specific; DNA binding
Source: RefSeq, a predicted model, not a curated record